AUGAUCAUAACGCAUAACCACUUCAUCACAGAAUUCUUCCUCCCCACAAUCAGCGUUUUUCUCGCAUUUUCUCGAGAAAUUUCCGUCAGCAUCCUUGUCAAGAGCCGGUUUGAGUUCGUCAGCAGUUGUUAG
Messenger RNA from Haemonchus placei, 132 nucleotides. Lineage: Eukaryota; Metazoa; Nematoda; Chromadorea; Rhabditida; Trichostrongylidae. The record is from the annotation of a GenBank genome assembly.